AGGCAAAACUGUCAGAAGGAGAAGCCCUUGUACAACUCACAGAGGCGCAAAAGGAAAUUGAAUUAAAAACCAGUAAAAUGAAAGAUUUGGAGGUUUUGUUGGAGAAAAUGUGCCAAGAGUUGGAUCAAGUCAAGGGAAAAUGGAAAAGCACCAAGCACGCCCACGGGAAAGUCGUUGAGGAAAAGGAACUGUGGAAAAAGUACGCAGAGAAGAUAGAAGACGAAAGAAAAUCCAAUCAGAGAGGACUAGAGCUGGAAAGAAAAGUUUUCAACAAAUUAACCCAAAUUGAAACCCUCCUUAAGAGUGAGAAACAACACCAAAAUAUUGUACUAAGCCAUUUGGACAGUUUCGGGAGCGAUUUAAUAAGUGAGGUUAGAAGUCUACAGACCCUCAAACAAACACAGACUGAUAAGAUCUGGAAACUGGCCUCUGAGACACAAACAGAUGCACCUGAUGAAGAUACAAGUGUUUUGAAAAUCCUUGAACAAGACAAUGCCGAGUUGCAAGAUAAGUUGAACAAGACUGAGUGUGAGUUACAAACCGCUUUAUUGCAAAACUCUACUCUGAGAGGGGUGAUUUUAAAGAUGAAAAGCGACAGAGAAAAUCUAGACAGAGCGAAAGAACUAGAAGAAGAAGACGCGCGAGUCUCUAAAUUAGAGGCUAGCGUUAGGUUGAUAAAGAACAAUUUUGUAAACGGCCAAAAUGAGGUUUGUAUUUGCAGCGCUCUUCAGGACGUCCAAAAAGAAAUCGCUUGUCUUAAGAAUAAAAAUGUCGUGAGCAACAUAGCAACUCCUAGGCCUUUGAAGCCUGCUUUUACAAGGAAGAAAAUAUUAAACGUGUAACACAACGGUAUUUUGUAUAGAUUAGACGAUGUUUGGCUUUAAAAAGUCCCUCCAAAAUGAAGACAUUUUAAUUUGAAUUGUGGUUAAGUCAAAAAAGACUAAUCUUGUUACUAUACCUAUUAAAAUAACCUCAAAACUAAAAUGUUAUUGCUCGGUUAUCUUAUGUAGAUUUGUUAAACUCGAAUUUUUUAACAA
This is a messenger RNA of Macrosteles quadrilineatus (aster leafhopper), 1037 nucleotides long. RefSeq names its product myosin-10-like. The transcript is spliced from 2 exons. NCBI's taxonomy places the organism in Eukaryota, Metazoa, Arthropoda, Insecta, Hemiptera, Cicadellidae. The record is from RefSeq and is a predicted model, not a curated record. The coding region runs from base 78 to 842 and encodes 254 amino acids.